This is a messenger RNA of Hirundo rustica (Barn swallow), 1735 nucleotides long. It is a transcript of the gene MORF4L1, whose product is annotated as mortality factor 4 like 1. Gene Ontology annotation, biological process: chromatin organization; regulation of DNA-templated transcription. The record is from RefSeq and is a predicted model, not a curated record. Lineage: Eukaryota; Metazoa; Chordata; Aves; Passeriformes; Hirundinidae. Gene Ontology annotation, cellular component: nucleus; NuA4 histone acetyltransferase complex. The coding region runs from base 72 to 1172 and encodes 366 amino acids. The transcript is spliced from 14 exons.
CGGGGCCGGGCCGGGCCGGGCAGCGCCGGGGCCCCGCGGGGAGCGGCCGGAGGAGGCACCGGCCCUUAUAAAUGGCGCCCAAGCAGGACCCCAAGCCUAAGUUCCAGGAGGGUGAGCGAGUGCUUUGUUUCCAUGGACCUCUCCUUUAUGAAGCCAAGUGUGUAAAGGUUGCCAUAAAGGACAAGCAAGUGAAAUACUUUAUCCAUUACAGUGGUUGGAAUAAAAAAUUCUGCAAAUAUUCAUGCCAUCUUGGUUUCCUUCACAGACAGAAAUCAGAGCUCUUCUCCUUACACUGGGAUGAAUGGGUUCCAGAAAGCAGAGUGCUCAAAUACGUGGAUACCAACCUGCAGAAACAAAAAGAACUCCAGAAGGCCAACCAGGAACAAUAUGCAGAGGGGAAGAUGAGAGGAGCUGCUCCAGGCAAGAAGACUUCUGGUCUGCAGCAGAAGAAUGUUGAAGUGUUUUUCCGGAGGGAUGGAGCUCACACCGUGUGCUGCCUGGAGACCCCGGCCAUCUCCACUCGGAAAACAAAAAAGAACAAGCAGAAAACUCCAGGCAUUGGGGAGGGGAGCAGCACCAGUGAGACUCCCCAGCCGCCCAGGAAGAAGAGGGCUCGGGUGGAUCCAACAGUUGAAAGUGAGGAGACGUUUAUGAACAGAGUUGAGGUGAAGGUGAAGAUCCCCGAAGAGCUGAAGCCGUGGCUGGUGGAUGACUGGGACUUGAUCACCAGGCAGAAGCAGCUCUUCUACCUCCCUGCCAAGAAGAACGUGGACUCCAUUUUAGAGGAUUAUGCAAACUACAAGAAAUCCCGAGGAAAUACUGAUAACAAGGAAUACGCUGUCAACGAGGUGGUGGCUGGCAUCAAGGAGUAUUUCAAUGUCAUGCUGGGCACUCAGCUGCUCUACAAGUUCGAGAGGCCCCAGUACGCCGAGAUCCUGGCGGAUCACCCCGACGCUCCCAUGUCCCAGGUCUACGGCGCCCCACACCUCCUGAGGCUCUUUGUGCGGAUCGGAGCCAUGCUGGCCUACACGCCCCUGGAUGAGAAGAGUCUGGCUUUGCUCUUGAACUACUUGCAUGACUUCUUAAAGUAUUUAGCGAAGAACUCCUCCGCGCUGUUCAGCGCCAGUGACUACGAGGUGGCGCCGCCGGAGUACCACCGGAAAGCGGUGUAAUCCCGCUUUUCCACGGAGCACGCCCCGGAUCCUGCACCGCUGGCCACUUGUGCGUCCUGCCCUUCACCUCCCCGUCACACAGCUCCUGUAAACGUCACGUGAAUAAUGAAGGUGUGCGUGUCAAAUGGAACUGCCGCCUAAGCCCGGAAGAUUUCUUGGUUCCCCAGCGGGAUUUCUCGUCCCGAAGUGGACGAGCCCCAGCGCUGGGAUGUAAAGGAAAUGUGUUCUGGUGUGUCAUUGUCUGACCUCAGUGCUCUGCCCGGAGGCCUGGCCUCGCUAACCCGCUUUAUUCCAUAGCAAUGGCAGACCCUCGAGGGCUGCGUCACCUGUGUUGGUGCUAUUGACUGUCUCACUCACCCCAGUGACUUUUUGGUGUUGGAAGUUCAAUGUUUGGUUCAUAAAUGUCUGCUUUUCAUGGGGUAGUUGAAGGACUGUGACUUUUUUUUUAUAUUCUAAUGAUAGGAAAAUGCAUUCUCAUCUCGUAGUGUUUGGAAAUGUUGGUCUUUCGCAGACCUGUUUGGCAGAUCUGCAAAUAAAACUUUUUUUUUUUUUUUAAUUUCAAA